Messenger RNA from Ornithodoros turicata, 843 nucleotides. Its product is annotated as glutathione S-transferase Mu 1-like. Gene Ontology annotation, biological process: glutathione metabolic process. Lineage: Eukaryota; Metazoa; Arthropoda; Arachnida; Ixodida; Argasidae. The transcript has a single exon. The record is from RefSeq and is a predicted model, not a curated record. Gene Ontology annotation, molecular function: glutathione transferase activity. The coding region runs from base 65 to 757 and encodes 230 amino acids.
GAAAGCGAGAAUACCCCGCCGCAUUCGCAAGCUUGCUUUCACUCGACGGGAGCGACCAGGAGCUAUGCCGAAAACGCCGCUGAAACUGGGCUACUGGCAAAUCCGCGGACUCGGGCAAUCGAUACGAUACCUCCUCAACUACGCCGGUGCCGAUUAUGUCGAGAGAACGUACACCUUCGGAGAUAAAUUCACCCGUGACGACUGGCUCAAAGAGAAGUUCACUCUCGGUCUAGACUUUCCCAACAUUCCAUACUUGAUCGACGGCGACGUGCGACUGACGCAGAGUCUGGCUAUCCUUCGUUACCUCGCCCGCAAGUACGGCUUGAUGCCGCAGUCUGACGACGACUGGCUCCGGGCCAGCGUCAUCGAACAGCAGGUAAAUGACAUGCUGUGGGAGAACGUCCGUUUGUGCUACGAUCCUUCGUACGACAAUGACAAGAAGGAGGCGUUCCUCAAGACUUUCUACAGCGACCGCCUGCCGGCGUUGGUGAAGUUUUUGGGCGACCGGAAGUUCUUCGCGGGUGAUCAGCUGUCGUACGUCGACUUUCUGGCGUAUGAAAUGUUCGAUCAACACAGGACCCUGUGGCCCGAGGAGCGCAAGGCGUUGGAAAAAUACCCGACAGUUGUGGAGUACCUGAAGAGGAUGGAGUCGUUGCCCCGUUUUAAGGCUUAUCUCUCGUCUGAUAAAUUCAUGGAUUGGCCCGUCUGGAGCGAGAUGUCCGCGUACGGUGGACCCAAGAUGGCAAAGCCGGCAUAGUUUGCUUUUUUUAUUUCAUUCUUGCUCCUUCCGCCGAGUUGCGGCUGCGUUCGCGAAGGUAAUAAAGGCGUUUGGACAAAGAACCA